ACGGUACACUGUUAGCUGAGCAACUGUAUUCUGUGUGGGGGGAAACAUACAAUUUCCUUCUCCCCCCAGUGCCCAACCUGCAGCAACUCUCCCAGCCCCAAUGUACAAAUAAGGAAAAGAUUCCCCCAGCCUGACCCACUGAGCGCUGCAGUAUAAGGAGAGUCCGGCAUUGGCUCUAUAAGCCGCAGUGUUAUGGUAACAGCGCCUCCUAGUGGCAUGUUAAAAAACUGCAGCGAGUUGGCAGCUCCCCGGGAAAGGCUGAUGUCACUAUCAAGCGAUACCCGGGAUGUGGCGAUAGAAAGUUGCCCGGUAUCCCGCUAUUAGAUUCAGUUCCCAGUGUAGAUGGAAUAUAGGGGGGUGGUUUCAAAUCAUCAUUUAUAUCCAUUAGCCAAUCAGAAUUUACGCGACUAACACGCCACUGGUGGCUCCGCCCACACGCCUUGAGUUCUCUCUCAGGUCCUCUCCAGCUGCAUAUAAAGCGAUGGGACAGGCUGGUAAUCACAUUGCAUUUAAAGAAGCAUCAGUGAGAAUGUCCGGACGCGGCAAAGGCGGGAAGGGCUUGGGGAAAGGAGGCGCCAAGCGGCACAGGAAGGUGCUGCGGGAUAACAUCCAGGGCAUCACCAAGCCCGCCAUCCGCCGCCUGGCACGGAGAGGGGGAGUCAAGCGCAUCUCUGGCCUCAUCUAUGAGGAGACUCGGGGGGUCCUCAAGGUUUUCCUGGAGAAUGUCAUCCGGGACGCCGUCACCUACACCGAGCACGCCAAGAGGAAGACCGUUACCGCCAUGGAUGUGGUGUACGCUCUCAAGCGCCAGGGCCGCACUCUCUACGGCUUCGGGGGCUGAAUCUGAUUCAUUUCCCGGCUACUGAUCUAUCGCACCCAAAGGCUCUUUUCAGAGCCACC
Molecule: messenger RNA, 900 nt
Organism: Xenopus tropicalis (tropical clawed frog)
Lineage: Eukaryota; Metazoa; Chordata; Amphibia; Anura; Pipidae
Product: histone H4-like
Exons: 1
Coding region: 482-841 (119 amino acids)
Cellular component (GO): nucleosome; nucleus; chromosome
Molecular function (GO): protein heterodimerization activity; structural constituent of chromatin; DNA binding
Source: RefSeq, a predicted model, not a curated record